Messenger RNA from Glossina fuscipes, 2902 nucleotides. RefSeq lists its product as uncharacterized. The coding region runs from base 392 to 2836 and encodes 814 amino acids. The transcript is spliced from 4 exons. The record is from RefSeq and is a predicted model, not a curated record. Lineage: Eukaryota; Metazoa; Arthropoda; Insecta; Diptera; Glossinidae.
GGUCGACUUUUAUCGCUUACUAAUCUACUAGUUGCUGUCGCUUUUCAAAUGCUUUGCAGGGUCUUAUUAAGCGUUGUUGUUAUUGUUAUGGUUAUUAUUUAACAAAUACAGCAUCAAUAUCAUUAUAUACGAUUGGUCGGGCAUACAUUUACUCAAUUCAACUGAUUCCGUUUUGUCGUGCGUUAAAUGUCGUGACUUUUCAUCAAACGUUGCAGCACAUUUUAGCUUCAGCUAAGCGAGGCGGCGAAUAUCGUUAAAAAAGACAUUUAACAUACUGCAGGUGUUUUUGUUAUAAGCUUUUGUCUUUUAUUUAUUUUUUUUUUAAAUUUAAUUAAAAAGAAUUUCAACACUUUGUAUUCAAACGAAAGAUGCUGCCAUCAUUGUUGUUACCAUGAAGGAAUCCGUUAAAGAAUCGCAUAAAUUAAUAAAGGACGGUAAACAGACGGAACAUAGUAAAGCCAUUAAAAAUUCAUCCCGAGAUAUUAAUAAAAAUAUUUUAAACGAUCGCAACGAUCGCAGUCGUUCAUCAUUAAAUAGCCCGGUUGUAUGGUAUGAAACGAAGAAACCGUUUCGUUGGCGACCGCUUGCGUGGAGACGUAAACAGUGGCUUUUAUUAUUGUCUUUGGCAAUAUUUGUGUUUCUUGUAAAUGCUACAUUAAAUCAUUUAGACAAUGGCGAUCCCGACAAUGCCAGCGAUCUGGAUAGGGAUGGCGAUGAAAAAAAUUUCAGAUUGCAACACUUGCAUUCACAUGUGCCGGGCAUGAAAGCGGUCCAGCUGCUCUCACAGCAUUUCAUCUUUACCAGUAGGACGGCAACCACAACAGAGCACAAGCCUCGUAUUACUACAAAUGAUCUAACUUUAAACUUAUCUUCAUCUUCUUCUUUUUCUACUUCUUAUUUUACUGAAAAUGUUUCCGCCGCGCAUAAUUCUCACAUACCUCCGCCGCCGACAGGUUAUCUGGUUUGGAGUGAACGUUGCAAAAUGCCGAAUUUGGAUCCAUAUUUACCAGAAAUGAUGCGUCAUUUUAAGCGAGAGAAAUAUAAGCCGUGCCACAUCGAGACGCCCCUAACGCGAAUUGAAUUCAAUCAAACGUUCGGCCGUUACACGCUAAGAAUCAAUCAAGAGCUUGUUAAAGUGUAUAGUAAAAAGAAGCCUUUGGACUGUUGUUAUCAAACAAUAGAGCGUAAUAGCACAGGUGGUAGGGCGGAUUGUGAUGUGAGUCUAUCGGAGUGCUUAAGUUUUCGUGAUCGUACCCCGCUGGCCUCUACCAUAGAUAAUAUUUUGGUUACUUGUCGCGCGAACCGUAAACAGAUUUAUAGAAACGGUCAUCCCUUAAUGCCUGAACGUCCAGACAUACGAGAACGUCUGAGCGCCUGGAAGAGAUAUGACAAAACACAUAACCGCAAAAAACCGCCAAAUGUGCUGAUGAUUGGCAUCGAUAGUAUAUCAAGGAUAAAUCUAAUACGUGCCAUGCCAAAAACAGCCCAAUAUUUAUACGAUAAUGAAUGGUUCGAAUUGAGCGGCUAUAAUAAGGUAGAAGAGAUUCUUUUAAAUUCAUCUAUCAAAAUUGAUCUUUUGCAGAUUGACGACAAUACGUUUCCCAAUUUAAUGGCUAUACUUACCGGUCUCAAUAAGACAACUGCCUUAAAACGUUGUAAGCCCACUGUCUUGCACGGUUUGGAUAAUUGCAAUUUCAUUUGGCAUACAUUUCGUAAAUAUGGUUACGUUACCGCUUAUGCUGAGGAUGAGGCCAGCAUCAACACCUUCAACUAUCUGAAAGUGGGCUUUGAGCAACCACCAGCUGAUUAUUAUUUAAGACCAUUUCUAUUGAGUGCCGAGCAGCACUUGCAAGUGAAGUUGAAAUCAAACUUAAUAUAUUGUUUGGGUUAUCAGCAUUCCGCCGAUUAUGUUUAUGAAUACGCAUUGGAACUAUCCAGACGUUAUCGCAAUGAUACAUAUUUUGGUUUAUUUUGGACAAACACCUUUAGUCAUAACGCCAUCAGCGAUUGUACUAGUAUGGAUGGUCGCAUGGUCGAAUACUUGAAACGGUUUGCCGAUUCGGGAACUUUAAAUGAUACCAUAGUGAUAUUUUUCAGCGAUCAUGGUAUGCGCUACGGACCCACGCGCAAAACAAAUUCGGGACAUUUAGAAGAGAGACUGCCAUUCAUAUUUUUAUGGUUACCGCAGCAGCUUAAGCAGGAAUAUCCGAGUUUUGUAAGUGCCUUAAGUACGAACAAGAACCGUUUGACGAAUCCCUACGAUUUACAUAUGACUCUUAAGCACAUACUUGCUUUAACGGGACGAGUGAAAAAUAAGCUAGACGAACUUGCCCCAUCUGAAUCGUGUCCUCGGUGUCAGAGUCUUUUAAAACCUGUACCCUAUAAUCGUUCGUGCGACGAUGUAGCGAUUGAAGCUCAUUGGUGCACUUGCCUACACUAUCAGAGCAUCUAUAAAAAUUCCAAAACUGUCGUCACCCUUACCCACCUACUCAUCGAUCACAUUAAUGACUAUGUCGAGAAUUUCCAAAACAAAAGCUUUGCAAAACUGUGCGUACCAUUAACGUUCGAUCAUGUCGAAAGCGCCUAUCGAUCACAAUUAGAAUUACCUGAUAAACAAACUGACCCGAACACCUAUCAAGAUAUUUAUCGCAUUCUAUUUUACACUAAACCCAAUAAGGCCCUUUUUGAGGCUACCGCCAUUUACAAUUCCGUAACCGGUUAUAUGAAAGUGACGGGCGAGAUAAGCCGCUUAAACUCUUAUAGUCACGAUUCCGAAUGCGUUUCGGACGGGGGAGCAAAAAAGUACUGUUCGUGUCAUAAGAAGAAAAUAUUCUAGCACAAAAUUUUCAUACGGAGAAGCACAAAGAAUGCACAACAUAAAACCAAAAAAUUACAAUGAAAU